GGGCGAUGGGCCCGCGCGCCUUGCGCUUGCUGCGGCUGCUGGGGCUCGCGUGGGUCCUGCGGGUCCUGCGGCUCCCGCCCACCGGGGCCGGGCCAGGGCGGCCCACGCGAUCACAUUCUCUUCACUAUCUCUUCAUGGGUGCCCCUGAAUGGGACCGUGGGCUGUCCUUGUUUGAGGCCUUGGGCUAUGUGGAUGACCAGCUGUUUGUGGUCUACAACCAUGAGAGUCGCCGGGCAGAGCCACGUGCCCAGUGGAUCUCAGAUGCCACGUCAAGCCAGUUGUGGCUGGAACUGAGUCAAAGCCUGAAAGGAUGGGACCACAUGUUCAUAUUGGACUUCUGGACCAUCAUGGAUAACUCCAACCACAGCAAAGCGACAAAGCUGGGUGUAUUGGAGGAGUCUCACACCCUGCAGGUGAUGCUAGGCUGUGAGGUGGAAGAGGACAACAGUAGCAGCAUCAGGGGAUUCUGGAAGUAUGGAUACGACGGGCAGGACCAUUUGGAAUUCUGCCCUGAGACGCUGGGCUGGAGACCAGCUGAUCCUCGGGCCCAAGUCACCAAGGUCGAGUGGGAGAUGAAUAAGAAUAGGGCCAGACAGAACAAGGCCUACCUGGAGAGAGACUGUCCAGAGCAGCUGCGUCAACUGCUGAAACUGGGAAGAAGGGCCCUGGAGCAGCAAGUGCCGCCUUCUGUGCAAGUGACUCGCCACAUGGCUCCUUCCACCAUCACUCUCUGGUGCCACACUUGGAAUUUCUAUCCCCCAAACAUCACCAUCAAGUGGCUGAAGAACAGGCAGCUACUGGCUGCCCAGGAGAGUGGACCUGGGGAUGUGCUGCCCAGUGGGGAUGGGACAUACCAGGUCUGGAUGUCUCUGGCUGUGCCCCUGGGGGAAGAACAGAGCUACACCUGCCAAGUGGAACACCCCAGCCUGGACCAGCCCCUCGCUACUUCCUGGGGUCCUUCACCUUCUAGUGCCCUGGUCAUAGGCGUCACCAGCGCCAUUGCUGUUGGCAUAGCCAUCGUCUUCAUUGGUGUUUUGUUCCGAGUCUCAAGGAAGAGGCAAACUUCAAGAACGGCCUUGGGAGACUACAUCUUAGCUGAACAUGAAUGAAGAGAAGACCAACUCCAAGGAAGAGGAGACCAACUCCAAGGAAUCCC
This is a messenger RNA of Suncus etruscus (white-toothed pygmy shrew), 1156 nucleotides long. RefSeq names its product homeostatic iron regulator (gene HFE). Bases 6 to 1109 code for a protein of 367 amino acids. Gene Ontology annotation, biological process: regulation of iron ion transport; positive regulation of T cell mediated cytotoxicity; response to iron ion starvation. The record is from RefSeq and is a predicted model, not a curated record. Gene Ontology annotation, molecular function: transferrin receptor binding. Lineage: Eukaryota; Metazoa; Chordata; Mammalia; Eulipotyphla; Soricidae. Gene Ontology annotation, cellular component: external side of plasma membrane. The transcript has 6 exons.